Molecule: messenger RNA, 819 nt
Organism: Ipomoea triloba (trilobed morning glory)
Lineage: Eukaryota; Viridiplantae; Streptophyta; Magnoliopsida; Solanales; Convolvulaceae
Product: F-box/FBD/LRR-repeat protein At1g13570-like
Exons: 2
Coding region: 1-819 (272 amino acids)
Molecular function (GO): protein binding
Source: RefSeq, a predicted model, not a curated record
AUGGCACCCGGGAGAAAUAGAAUCAGUCAACUUCCUGCGAACAUACUUGACCACAUCUUGGGAUUGUUGCCAAUUAAAAAUGCUGCUAGAACAACUGUUUUAUCUUCCAUUUGGAGAGGUGGUUGGUCCAGUCUUACACAACUGAACUUUGAUGAUCACUUCUUUUGUCACAUUGAUAGGAAAUAUCACUUAAAAUAUCACCGUGUUAAAAAAUGUAACAAGGAAUAUUCCCCAAGUUUGUAUGUGAUCAACAAAGUUCUCCUGCAGCAUAAUGGAACUAUUCGGAAAUUAGUUCUCAACUUUUCUAAUGUUGGGAAACUUACAUAUCGGUAUCGGUUUUUUGACUUUGACCAAUGGCUACUUUUAGUCGCAAAGAAAGGUGUUGAAGAUAUGUACAUUGGUUUCGAUGAAAAGGCAUAUAGGUUGCCAUCCUGCAUAUUUUCUUGUUUAACCCUCAAGAGAUUGCAUCUGUAUGGUGUCAUUAUUGAACCAAUGGAUUUACCUCGCAUAUUACCAAAUGUCGCUUCACUUUGUUUUGAGCAAGUUGACUUUGGUACUAGAAAUCUCCUACAUCGUGCUGUCGAUGUUCCUAUUCUCGAGAAUAUGUCAUUUCUCAGCUGUCAAAAUAUGUUUUAUUUUAACAUUACUGCUCGAAAGUUGUGUGGUCUAACAAUCAAAUGUUGCUCCUCUAAUGUCCCCGACAAAUUUCUCCCAGUUAACUUGGACUUGAAAUCUAUUGUGGCUUUUGAAUUGGAAGGUUCUCUCCAGGAAUUUGAUAAAGAGUUCACUAAGUUGGGAUUUCAACUAAAUGUGGAAUAA